UUUGACUUGUUGUCAUGGUGGAAGAGAGGCGACGGACCCCGAGUAACCCUCCACGCCCUCCACGGCAACCAUCACCUGGCAACCGCAGCAUGAACAGCGGCGCUUCCAUCGGAAGCUGGCAGCAUGUCUCCGACUCCGCAAGCAGCAUCGACGAACCAUCAUCCCAACGACACUGGCGCGACGCGCUCGCUACCAAUCGUCCCCGACUACGCAAUGAUGUUUGUAUUCAACGAUGGAGCCAUCACCCAGCCCCCUCACGUAUUGGAGUUGUGGAUCGAUGCUAAGUGCAACCACCUUCGCUCCAUGAAACAGCGGGGAGCGUCUCAAGCGGCCAUCUUGCAGGAAGUCCAAGUGCUGCUUGCAUGGACGCGCCAUUUACGAAGGCAACGAAGCAAUAUUGCAUGACAUAACGUUAUACAACAUUAUCUCGUCGCGACCA
Messenger RNA from Aphanomyces astaci, 439 nucleotides. RefSeq lists its product as hypothetical. Lineage: Eukaryota; Oomycota; Saprolegniomycetes; Saprolegniales; Verrucalvaceae. The transcript has 2 exons. Bases 124 to 405 code for a protein of 93 amino acids. The record is from RefSeq and is a predicted model, not a curated record.